GCGGGGUGGUCGUGUUGCUAAAGACAGGACUGGAGUUGGCACCCGGUGAAGAACGCUAGAAAUUAACACACGUAUUUUUUCACUAGUUACAAUGUAAUGAAUUGAUACCUGCUUUGCAAUCAAUUUACUGGAAUAUAGACGCAUGAAACCGAGAUUCGAAAAUGCUAAUUAGCAUCAACAUAAACAUCAUGCAAGACUACAAAUCCCUGCAAGGUCCUGCAUGUCAUCGCUAACUGACACCUUUGCUAACAGGUUAGGUGUAUGAAGGGAGGACGUGGAGAGUGGUCCUGAAGAUGAGGCGUCUGUACAGGAAGAAAGCCCUGAGUCUGGUGAAGGAGCUGGAUGCCUUCCCCAAGGUCCCAGAGAGCUAUGUUGAGACCACAGCCACAGGGGGGACAGUGUCCUUGAUAGCAUUCACUGCCAUGGCACUGCUGGCCUUCUUUGAGUUCUUUGUGUAUCGGGAUACCUGGAUGAAGUAUGAAUACGAAGUGGAUAAAGAUUUUUCAAGUAAAUUGAGAAUAAACAUAGAUAUUACAGUUGCCAUGAAAUGCCAACAUGUGGGUGCAGACAUUCUGGACCUGGCAGAGACCAUGAUAACAUCAAAUGGCAUUCAGUAUGAGCCUGUGAUUUUUGAGCUGACCCCGCAGCAAAGACUGUGGCACAGGACUCUGUUGCUGAUUCAGAACAGGCUGAGGGAGGAGCAUUCUCUACAGGAGGUCUUGUACAAGAGUGUUCUAAAGGGAGCCCCUACGGCCUUGCCCCCUAGAGAGGGCACCGCCUCAGAGCCCCUAAGUGCCUGUAGGAUACAUGGGCACGUCUACGUCAACAAAGUGGCUGGGAACUUCCACAUCACAGUGGGAAAGCCUAUUCAUCACCCUCGUGGCCAUGCUCAUAUAGCAGCUUUUGUAAGCCAUGACACGUACAACUUCUCCCAUCGGAUAGACCAUCUGUCUUUUGGAGAAGAGAUCCCCGGCAUCAUCAAUCCUCUGGACGGAACAGAGAAAAUCACCACAAACCAUAAUCAGAUGUUCCAGUAUUUCAUUACGGUGGUACCUACCAAACUGCACACGUCCAAGGUGUCGGCAGACACACACCAGUUCUCUGUGACGGAGAGGGAACGGGUGAUCAACCAUGCGGCGGGCAGCCACGGUGUGUCUGGGAUCUUUAUGAAGUACGACACCAGCUCUCUGAUGGUGACGGUCAGUGAGCAGCACAUGCCCCUCUGGCAGUUCCUGGUACGACUCUGUGGCAUCAUCGGGGGUAUCUUCUCCACCACAGGCAUGAUCCAUGGGUUUGUUGGCUUCUGUUUGGACAUAGUCUGCUGUCGCUUCAAACUAGGCCCAUAUAAACCUAGAGUGGUGGUUCUCCCAGAUGCCCAUGUGAACAACCAUGCUGCUCCGCUCCUGACGGACAACCACAUACAGGAGUAGCCCUCUGACCCGGGCCCAUAUCCAUCUACUCUCAGAGUAAGAGUGCUGAGCUUGGAUCAGUUUUGCCCUUUUGGAUCAUAAUCAAUACGAUUAUAUGGACAGAUCCUAGAUCAGCACUCCAACUCUGAGACGCUUUGUGGAUAUGGGACCCGGAGCCUGCUGCUGAUCGUGCCCCUACUGUCCCUUCACCUGUGGGGGAAUACAGGAAGCCAAGUCUGUGGAUUGCUGGGAGUUUGUUUUGAACCAAAUAAGAGUAAACUGCUUAGGAUCCGACAAUCAGAAUUGUUCUAUUUAUUGUUUUGGGGGUGUUGUAAAAUUGUUGUGGACAGUAUCCUCAUAUGACUACCAUUAUAAUAUAUUUAUAUCCUGUAAAUAUGUAUUUUACACUGAAAAAUGGAAAGCAGUUAACUCCCCAGUUUGAUCAGGCUUUUAGUGUGUAAGGGUGUUGGGGGUGUAAAUUCAGCUGACUAGGCUGAAUGAAAUCUGAUCCUUCUAUGAUGUAAUUCAUAUGUCCAUCACACAUGGUUGCUGGACACUAGACAGUGUUUGCUCCUCCAUGAUAUUACUAUACUAGUGAACCUGCAUUGGUAUGGAUCAUGCAGACAUUGGAAAAUGAUUAACUUGCAUAUCAUGUUUGCUCUAUUACUAUCUAUUUGAACUGUUGUUCAGUAUCUGUUUCACAUGUAAUCUGUCAAUGGGAGAUGUCCUAUUAAAUGUGUUUUAGUGCACUUCAUCCCUUCAUGUUGUACACUUUACAUUCAUUUAAAUAUCUCUCGGUUCCUAUCCCCACUAUCCUCUGUUGAUGGGGCAUGCUCUUA
Messenger RNA from Coregonus clupeaformis (lake whitefish), 2248 nucleotides. RefSeq names its product endoplasmic reticulum-Golgi intermediate compartment protein 2. Gene Ontology annotation, cellular component: membrane; COPII-coated ER to Golgi transport vesicle; endoplasmic reticulum. The record is from RefSeq and is a predicted model, not a curated record. Lineage: Eukaryota; Metazoa; Chordata; Actinopteri; Salmoniformes; Salmonidae. The transcript is spliced from 15 exons. Gene Ontology annotation, biological process: retrograde vesicle-mediated transport, Golgi to endoplasmic reticulum; endoplasmic reticulum to Golgi vesicle-mediated transport. The coding region runs from base 294 to 1430 and encodes 378 amino acids.